ACCUGUGCCUUUCUUUCUAAUAUUCCAGUUUCGUGUCUGGGAUUUUAUUGCAGGAGCGCUGCACCUUGUGGUUAAUCAAGGUCUACGAGUGUCUUCUUGUUUUGGGAUUAUUUUUUUCCAUGACAGGAUAGAAAACACUUCACUGGAUUUGGGCCGAUUUUUGCGAAGAGGGGUAUAUUAUAGUUUAUAUUUAAGUCAGAAUAGACAAUGACGAAACACUAGAGAUGCUGCUGCUCCAGCUUGCUGUCUACAGUUGUACUGCUGCUGUCUGUUUGGGCUCCAAGAACGACAAUGACAGCAGGGAAUACUGUUAUAGUGCCCGUAUUCGCAGCACUGUACUGCAGGGUUUGCCUUUUGGAGGGGUUCCCACUGUCCUUGCCCUCGAUUUCAUGUGCUUUCUGGCUCUGCUGUUUGUCUUCUCGAUACUGCGAAAGGUAGCAUGGGAUUAUGGACGUUUGGCGUUGGUAUCGGAUGCUGACAGGCAGAGACGUUCGAGGAAUGAAAUGGAAGUACAUGAAUAUGUUGCCUCUGCUCUUCACUCCGAAACUCAUGAUCGUUAUGAGAGGUUAACUUCCAUCUCAAGCUCCGUGGAUUACGAUCAGCGAGAUCAUGGUUUCUGCUCGUGGCUGACAGCCAUUUUCCGAAUAAAAGAUGAUGAGAUUCGGGAUAAAUGUGGAGGCGAUGCUGUGCAUUAUCUCUCUUUCCAGCGCCACAUCAUUGGGCUUUUAGUGGUCGUAGGGGUGAUGUCUGUAGGCAUUGUGCUGCCAGUCAACUUCUCAGGAGACCUGCUUGAAAAUAAUGCCUACAGCUUUGGUCGAACAACAAUUGGAAAUCUGAAAUCAGAGGAUCAGUUAUUAUGGUUGCACACUACCUUUGCCUUUUUUUACCUUUUGAUGACUGUAUACAUUAUGCGUCGUCACACAUCUAGAAUGCACUACAAAGAAGAUGACCUGGUAAAACGCACUUUAUUUAUAAAUGGACUGUCAAAAUAUGCUGAGCCUGACAAGCUGAAGAAACACUUUGAAGAAGGAUACCCAAACUGCACAGUGUUAGAAGCUCGACUGUGUUAUGAUGUAGCCAAGCUGAUGAGCUUAGAUGCAGAAAGAAAAAAGGCUGAACGUGGGCGGGUGUACUUCACCAACUUGAAGGAAAAGGAACACAUCCCAACAAUGAUCAAUCCCAAGCCUUGUGGUCACCUGUGCUGCUGCAAUGUUAAGGGCUGUGAAAAAGUUGAAGCCAUUCAGUAUUACACAGAUUUGGAAGCUCGUCUUAAGCAGGAUUAUGCAAAGGAAAAAGAAAAAGUGUAUGAGAAGACACUCGGGAUGGCCUUUGUCACAUUCCAGAAUGAAGCAAUGACAGCAGUAAUUCUGAAAGACUUUAAUGCAUGCAAAUGCCAAGGCUGCAAGUGUAGAGGUGAGCCACAGACCUCUGCCUACAGUGAUCGUCUACAUGUUCCAAAGUGGACAGUGACCUAUGCACCAGAUCCCCAGAAUAUCUACUGGGAACAUCUCUCCAUUGGAAAGCUUUACUGGUGGAUCCGAUGUUUAAUUAUCAACAUUAUCCUCUUUAUGCUUCUCUUCUUUCUCACAACACCAGCCAUAAUCAUCUCUACUAUGGACAAGUUCAAUGUUACUAAGCCCGUGGAGUAUUUGAAUAAUCCCAUCAUCACACAAUUCUUCCCAACGCUGCUGCUAUGGGCAUUUUCUGCACUUCUUCCUACGAUAGUAUACUACUCAACAUUCUUUGAAGCACACUGGACAAGGUCAGGAGAGAACAGAACUACAAUGCACAAGUGCUACACUUUCCUCAUCUUCAUGGUUUUGUUGCUGCCUUCUUUGGGUUUGAGCAGCUUGGACCUCUUCUUCCGAUGGCUGUUUGACAAAAAGUUCCUGGCAGAAGCUGCAAUCAGAUUUGAGUGUGUGUUUCUUCCAGACAAUGGAGCCUUCUUUGUUAAUUACGUCAUUGCUUCUGCAUUCAUUGGGAAUGCCAUGGACUUGCUACGGAUCCCAGGGUUGCUUAUGUAUAUGAUACGGCUUUGCUUAGCAAGGUCUGCAGCUGAACGAAAGAAUGUGAAAAGGCAUCAGGCAUACGAGUUUCAGUUUGGAGCUGCAUACGCGUGGAUGAUGUGUGUCUUCACCGUUGUCAUGACGUACAGCAUCACAUGUCCCAUCAUAGUGCCAUUCGGUCUAAUGUAUAUGCUUCUGAAACACUUGGUGGACAGAUACAACCUUUACUAUGCCUACCUGCCUGCGAAGCUGGACAAGAAGAUUCAUUCAGGAGCUGUAAACCAGGUUGUAGCAGCCCCUAUCCUCUGCCUCUUCUGGCUGCUCUUCUUCUCAAUUCUUCGCACAAAGUUUGUGGCUCCAACAUCCAUGUUUACGUUCGUAGUACUGGUCAUCACCAUCGUCGUCUGUUUGUGUCAUGUCUGCUUUGGUCACUUCAAAUACCUCAGUGCUCACAAUUACAAGAUUGAUCACACAGUAGAAACAGACGUUGUUGAAAAUGGGCGUGCAUCUACUAAUUCGGUACCACAAAAAACAGCUCAACAGAAGUACAUCGCUCAGGUCUUGCAGGAUGUGCCGGUUGAAGAGGCUCAGGAUAGUGAGGAGCAGGGCUCCCAAGAUGAAGGACUGUUGAACACGGAUUGCAUCAACGAAUCAGACUUUGUCUCUGGAGAAGACUGUCUAAUAGACAAUGAGGUCCACCAGUAAUGGAAUGGAAUAAGUGGGAGGAGGGGAGUCAGAAGAAAGUGAUGAAUUGCGAGAGUAAAGUGAAGGACUGGUGUCUUCUUUAGCACACUUUUAUUACUGUAGAUCGGCAAUCCAAGAAGAGUCGUGAGCACUGGCGUCUGCUGUGUUAAGUCUUUUCCAAUAUAUCUGUAAAACCGGGGCAUCUGCUAAAGAAUCCCCCCAACACCAGUGAUAAGACUAAAAGGAACAGAUUUUCACACAAGGUUUAAACACUACUUCUCUUCCCUGUAAUCCUCUUAACACUUUAGGAAGACUGAAGACAUCAGCCAGUCGUGCACCAGUCUCUUCUGCUCCCAUUGACCAUUACAUUUAAAACAACUUUGCACUGAACCGUCUUGGUCUGCUGUCUCCAGUGCUGCUACUGUACCUCACCAGGACAAUAGAACUGAAAAAAUAGUGAUGCUGUUAUAAUCACCCACUACUGGUAUGUUGGGUGGACUAGGUGUAAAUAAGGGGGGGGGGGACAUUCAGGUGGGAGAAGUCUCCUGUUCUACAAUUAGUUCAUAUUUUAGAUAACUAUAACCAAAAUGAUGGCUAACAGAAAUUGUCUGGGUUGGAAGUGGUCCAGUAAGUGUUUAUCCGUUGCACUCCACAUUAGUCAGACCUCACCAUGGAUAAGUUCACAGGAUGGUGUCUGUUUUCACAUUUGCUAUAAGGUUUACUUUUGGCUCCUUUGAUUGAUUAAUAAAUUGCCAGGAUGUCAGGAGACAGAACAUAUUGCAUUGAGACAUCACCUAGUUUGAUUUUUCUGCCUUGUGGAUUCAUUAGUGGAAGAUACUUGACAAAACAAGUCAAAACUCUAACCUGAUUAGGUGUGUCCCUUCUGUUUCACCUGUGCUGAUUUGUUGAUCACAUGCUACAGAUGUGGUGUGAUACAUCCCUUUGCAUCUUGCGAUGUGGGCACAAGUGCUGCAGACAUUUUGUGUUGCUAGAGUGGGAGUUUAUAGAAAUCUGAACUUGGUCAUCUUGCACGUUAAAUGUUCUCCAGGAAACAGGAGUGUCAGGGUUUAUGUGAACUUAUCCAUUUUGCUGUUGCACUCAUUGUAAAUAGGGUCAUUGGGGACUUUUUAAAAAGGGAAUAAUGAAUCGUAAUGUAUGCUGCUGCUGUGGACUAAAUUAGUGCACCAACAUCUUACAGACUACUGGGAAAAUGAAAUGGUAGAGAUAAUGGAGAAGAGAGCAUGGAUAAGAACUAGCUUAUCAGAUGAAACACACACUUCUUGAAACUAGUUUGAAGAAAUUAGUUUUUACAUGGUGAAGACAGGGAAACAUAUGGUAAUCUAGUUUCACUGAUAUAGGCUGAAAGGCCACUAGUAUAUUAAUUACAGCCUAAAUUUGUAAACCAAAUAGUCAGUGUUUGAAUCAUAGUAACAGUCAUUCAGUGCACUUUUCCUCCAAGUAAAUUCAUAAAACCUAGAUAUGUAAAGUGUACAGAUAUGAAAGUUGAUGCAUUAAAAUAACAGAAAUAAGGACACGUAAUGUCUGUUGUAGGAAUACACACUGAAUAUUUCCCACUACCCAUAUUCAGUGCUCCCCACACUUAGCUGGAUGAGCCUAAAGGGCCUUUUUUCCCUCAAUGAAGCAGUUGCACUUGCUUGUUACUUAUAUCACAUUUGAACAUUGCUAUGUUCUUAAAUAAUUGGCCUUCUUGUCAAGCUGUGGGACUUUGGGCAGGCUGUUUUAUACCUUUGCAGAUUUUUUCACUUGAGACAUAUGGUCCUGUAUAUAAUCAGUUCUUUAAAACAUAAAAAGGAAUCAUUUUGAAUUGCAUGGAUGUAGUUCUGGUGAAACUGGUAUGGCUGAUAAUAUCCUGUGGUUAGUAAUUUGACAGUGGCUAGCUAGCCUAUCCCAUCAGCUGCCUCAGAAGUGGAUAGAAUGCUCCAUGUUAUUUGCUAGGUUUGAAUCAAGUGCCCAUUUGCUGUCUCAGUAUUCAUUUGUUCCGAUUUAGUUUUCUUUGCCUUUCAGAGUUACAGAUCUUCCCAGAUUAUAAAAAUAAGCAGACACUGCUACUGUGUUAAUAAUGGCUUGUGUCUUAGUAUGCUGUCGUAAGUCAUACUACAUACGGCGUGGAUAAUUGAUAUAUGUAGUCAUUGUAUGGUAAACAUUCUGUUAAACAAAACGUAAUUCCACUGCUCAAGCAGAUUGUGCACAAAAUAUCAUAGUGUGGCAGUGGGUGCAUCUACUUGGAUUAUUCAGCUAGAGUCUACACAUACUAAAAUGCUAAAGAAUAAAGAUACAUAUUUUUUAAAUAUACCUCUGUUUAAUUAAACCCCUCUGUGUUUCUCCUCUGUUACUGGGUUCCUUCAUUUGGACCGGCUAGUUACUUUUGCUGCUUUGUGGUGGGUUGGUAAACACAGUAGGAAAAUGAUCUACAUACAUAUAUUAACAAAGGCAAGGGUGACAUCCCAGCAAACAAUUUUAAGUGUUGGUAGAUUUCAGUGAAAUUGUAUUCCCUUAUGUGUGUGUGUGUGUGUCUCACUCUUUUUGUGCAGAACCUUCAUUUGCUCACUGAUAGUUUUAAGCAUGUACUUCAGAUCACCUCGGGAACUGCUGCUCUAUGACCCAGAUGAACCAAGACUCCCUAAUAAUUUAAUGAUGCAGUGUCAUAGACUGGCAAGAUUUGAAUAGGCAAGAAGUACUGUGUUGCAUUCAAGGGUAUGAUUAAUUGCAUCUCACAACCCGAUUCAUCACGGAGUACACACAUAUAUAUAUAUAUAUAUAUAUAUAUAUAUAUAUAUAUAUAUAUAUAUAUAAGUUCUGUUGAAGAUACUAAUAGGUGUACAUUAUUACUAAACAAAACACUUAUAGCUUUAAUACAUACAUUUUUUACACCUCUGACCUGCCAUUGCCUUCCUAAGUCUGGACCUGCAGAUAUGUACAUUUCCAAUUGGGCAGCCCUUAAAAAGUUAGAUGAGUACUGUUACUACAGUGUGGUGCAUUAAUAUAAUACGAGAGAGGGAAGGAAAAGUAUACCUGUACAUUAAAGAAUGUGAAGAAAAAUGCAGUAAGUUAAAUUGCUAGUUGUUCAGGUCAGUAGAGUUUAAUGAAUUACAUUUGUUUAACCCUCAUUGCCUGUUCAGUUAACCAUGGUAAUUCACUGCAGUUCACUUCCAGAACUAAUGACUGCCUGGACUCCUUUACCAUUUACUAGUGAAAUAAAUCUAAUUGCCAGGUUCUGGUUGCACAUGUAUUUCAUCAGGCUAACUUUGCACUUAUUUCUGUUUUAUUGUCUUUUUCUGCUGCUGUGGCCACUUUAUAUUGCUGUAUAUCUUGUCUUUUUGAGUAUAUUACUUUGUGUAGUAACUUCUGAACUCUCCCCCACACUGUCUGUUAAGUGGUUUUAGUUAGUUCAAAGCUUAUAGAAACAAUAAUCAGUGAACACAUUGGGAGAAAGGUCUUUUUUCUAUAAGAUAAACCACUUGUGACACUAUCUUAUUUGUUUACACAAAAGCAGAUUUGUUAGUGUAAAUUUCCACCUACACCUUGGUGCUCUGAAACUGUGUGCAUAAUUUUAUACAUGUGUAUUUUAUGUAUCAUUAAACAAAACAGAGAUCUCUCCUCAAAAGGCUGCAAGACUCUGAAUAAAGGGAUAGAGCUUCCAGGCUCUCUUGAUAGCUCCAGGACUUUAGGCCUGUGAACUUUUUGGUUAGGAACCUUUGAUACCUUUUGUGAAAUACACCACAAGGUGUGUUCUGAUCGAUACUGAGAAUGAGGGAAUGAUUACCUCUGUAGACACUGAUGAUAUUCCUUUGGUAAUUUGCUGUGUUAAAAGGGUUUUAUGACAACCUUUGUUACAUAAUGGUCAAAAGAAAGAGAAUUAUAAAUCCAAGUGCCUAGGUCCUUGACUACAUUUUCUUUUUGUAGUUGCAAGUUCAGGGACGGGGUUGUCUAACAACAGUGAGAAUACUACACCUUUUAGCAUUUAGUUUGAGCCCAUUUUUAGUACCCCAAGAGUUUACUAGGGAGGGGUUAUUCUGCUUGGUUUGGGCAUCAGAUGGUGACUUAACUCCCAUUUAGUGGUCGACUGUAAACUUUGUGAGCCAGCUGUUCAUUGGGAUGUACGAAACAGCCUCAGAUGGAUAAGGUAGAAGACCUUGGUACCUAACUGUUCAGAACUCCAGAAUUUUGAUUGAUGGGAACUAGGGCAGACUGCAGACUGCUUUAUCAGUCCAUCAGCCUCUAAAAGAGCAUUAAUAAGUGCUAAAAAGUGUUGUUAGUGCAAGAAAACAUGUCAAAGCAUCUUGUAAUGAUUCUUCCUACUGGAGGUUACUGAAGGUGUGGUGCUGUUUCAGUAUUACAAACAUAAGAUGCAGGGUUUGAGUCUCACAAGGGAUAAUUGGCUAAGCCUACAAUGGCUUACAAGGGCAGUUAGCCUAGUACUAACCUAUGAAGACCCACCAACUGCAAUGGUCUUUUCUUACGUUCAGCUUCUCUCUUGAUCAUCAGUGUUCUGUUAAUGUUGUCAAAUAUUUGUUUCCCCUCCACAAAACCACAUUUAUCAUUGUCUGUCAAUUUUGGCAUCUUAACUAAUCCCAUUCUUGACCAAAAGAACAGUCGACAACUUCAACUGAAACCGUGUAUGAAUAUAUGUGUAUAUAUGCAUACAUGUAUACAUUAAUUGCCUUUCCAUCAUUCCAGGCAUUUUGUAGGUAACAAUCCAAUGCAGACUUAUAUUUUGCACUAACUCAGUGAUAGGGGAUGAGGAAGCUGGUACAGAUAUGACCUAAUGAAUUUUCCUCCACCAGUUGCAUUAUCUCCUGAAUAAUUAAAUUGGUGUUACAUGUGCCUCCCCCAUUAAACAGAGGCAAAUAUUUGCUUCUUAAUUAAUGGAAUCGGUGAUGCUUUUGCACAGUGCCAGCCCCUUCCCAUCAGGGAAGUGAUACAUCUGUCUGUAGCCUGAUUUGAUCCUGUAUCUCACAUGUGGUGGUAAUUGGCAUUCCUUCAUCAUCAGUUCAGCAACAUACUUUUAAUACUUUUAGAAAGCUGAUGUGUGAGGGCUGGUGUUGUAUGUAUGUGCAUAUAUAUGUAUAUCCCAGAUAGGGUAACCCAGAGUUAUGUUAAUGCAGGUAGCAAUGCAUCAGAGAUGAAAGUCUGAAGUUUAUAAGCCAAAGGAAGACUUUGAAGAGAAAAGGCUUGAGCCUAAAAAAGAAAAACAAAAAGUGUGUGUGUAUGUGUUUGUGUGUAUUUACACACACACACACACACACACACACACACACACACACACACACACACACCAAAUUUUGAAUACACCACAGCAUGAUAUUCACAAGGAUGCGCAUGGACAUACUUCAACAUGGAUAAUACAAAAUCAGCUGUCAGUGUGAAAGUAUAGUAUUAAGAAUAAUAAUAAUUAGAGCUUGACAUUCUUUCGAAGUUACCCACAACUGUGACAUUUUACCCUUGAAGAUGAAGCCCAAGGUGAUAUACAGCAUCAGAGAUGGGUAAAACUGCAUGACCAGGGAAGUAAAUACUGUGGGAAGAAAUAGCCAGGGAAUUGUUAUGGCUAGGCUUGUAUAGGGCCUAUAGCUUAGUACCAACCUAUGAACCAAUAGUCCUGGCAGAGUUUUUGCUUUUAAACAAUGGCGCUAUUAAAAAAAAUCUCACUUUCACUAAUGUAAUACGUCCCCUGUAUUAGCAUCACUCCUUGAUUCCCUAGUGUAGUUUCUCUGCUUGUUUGACACAUUGGCUACAUGUGCAUGUGCUCACAUGUGUAGGUGCACACAGAACUGGAACUGUAGUUUGUGUUAUUGAUGAUGUGUUUUUCACUGAGUGGGUGUGCAUUCCUUGCCAGUGCGACAUUUUUUAAUGGUUAAAUUGUUUUAUUGGCAUCGCAAAACCAAGCAUAAACUUAUUCUAGAGUUUUCAGUAGAUCUAGUCAUUUCUGUCAUGCCGGUAGAUUCAUUUAAUGAGCUUUCAUUUUCAUGUUAGAAAUGGCAAUGGCAGACCUUUUUAUUGAACUGGUUAGAUUUAUGUUUUUAGGAAUUAUUUUAGAGGCAUUGUAUGCUAGAAAAAAAUGUUUUAUUUUGUACCUUGUUUUUAAGUUCUUUUCUAAGAAAAUGAGGCUGUUCUUUGGAGUGAUAUUGUUAAGCCUUACAAGUAUGUUUCAUCAAAAAAGUUUUUUAAUACAGUAUUUACAUAUUAAUUUGCGUGUAAGAACUUUUGGGAAGAACAUCUAUUAGCUACUAACUUUCCAUACAUCACCAAGCUGUCCAUUCGUUAUGGCACAAGUCAGUCUGUCUCAUUCUGAAUAAGUUAUUCUUGUUUCCCAUAAUUUUAACUUAUGAUUUCUUGAAAGCAUUUACGUAAAAGCAAGGUCAGCAUAGCACCAAGGCAUAGAUAUAGUGCAGAACAUGAAAUGCUUUCAUGUGUAUCGACUGGAAUUAAAAUAAGGUGGCCAAAAUCAAGACGUUUAUUCUAAAAUGAAUUGUCAGAUGUAUUACCGAAAAGUUUGCUUGGUAUUGGGUACCAAGUUAAGAUGAGCCCCCCCCCCCCCAACACUGAAUUGCACUUUCCUUUUCUACAUUGUGCUUGCCACCAACGUGUGGUAUGUUGUCAUGCUCUUCUAACUUCUGAGAUCAAUUUUUGACUGGUUUCACUGGAUAUUUGUUGACCCAUUUCAGUAGGUUUUCUGUAAAAUGUUGCUUCCUGGCAUCCCACCUGAUUCUGUAAGUUAUCUUUAUGCUUCACUUUUCUUUAUUGUAUUUGUUUCUGUUGAUAUUAUAUUGUUCAUUCUGGUGUAGUAUGAUUAAACAUCAGACAUCACUCUUCAUUUAAUUUACAGAAUAAAUGUACAGAAUGUCCCCCCCCCCCCAUUUAGAAAUUAGCUUUGUCAUACGGUUUUCACUUUUUAUUCUCAACCCUUGGACAUGAACUUGUGCAUGCACAUAAAUAUGGCCAUUUAAUACUUCAUAUUGGAGUCAAGAUAGUUUGCAUAUUGGGUGUAUCUGUAUUCAGGAUGAGGAUUAUGAUUAAGUGUUUUAGUAAGCAAGUGAAACAGAUGUCUUGAUAACUUUGGUAUUGCUUUUAGAUGUCAUUUCCUUUACAGAUUGUGGUGUUAGCUUUUUCACUUUAAAUGUUACGUUCCCAGUAGAAGGCAUUUACCUCCUUGUAGUUUAUGCCUUGAGUACUAUGUUGAUGUGGUUCACAGUUCCGUAAAAAAGUAUACAAGUCAUGCCUCUAAGGUUUUGGGGAUAAAACUU
Molecule: messenger RNA, 9952 nt
Organism: Protopterus annectens (West African lungfish)
Lineage: Eukaryota; Metazoa; Chordata; Ceratodontiformes; Protopteridae
Gene: TMEM63B
Product: transmembrane protein 63B
Exons: 24
Coding region: 225-2711 (828 amino acids)
Cellular component (GO): plasma membrane
Molecular function (GO): calcium-activated cation channel activity; nucleic acid binding
Source: RefSeq, a predicted model, not a curated record